ACAACUCGCUUCCACCACUCCGCUCCGGCCAGACACAGUGCACUAGCAAGGCAGCCGGGGAUAAAAAAAAAAAACCUGGACCAGAUCUGGUGGAAGUUCAAUCGGGCAUGCGCACUGCACGCAUGCAAUCUCCCGCUCUUUUUUUAUUACCCACUACACACGCGGCGCGAUCGACGGUGCACACGGUGAGCUUUAGGAUCCUGCAUUCGGCUGCACGUACUGCGCGUGUGUUAUUUGCGAGGUAGGCCCGCUAUGAUUUAAUAGUCAGAUUCAUACUAUGAGGUGGUGUGGCGAACGCUCUUAACCACCGUUCAGACCCUAAUCAUGGCUGGCUUCAGCGCACAGUUACUUGUGACGGCAUUUGUGGAAUUAUGGAGUAUUUUUUUCUUGUUUGUUUAUGGCUUGGACGUUGGGAAUUGCAGUGGAAUGGAGUAUCAGACCACUAUGAGCGCCAAUAUAUCUGCUGCUAUCAAGGAAAUGACGAAUGGUUACGACAUCAGGCUUCGGCCGCGUUUCGGAGGUCCUUCCAUUAAUAUUGGGAUCGACAUCGAGGUCAUAUCUAUUAACAGUAUUUCUGAGGUGAACAUGGACUACACAAUUUCUAUGUACCUGCGCCAACACUGGAAAGACGAGAGGCUACAGUAUAACUGCCCACUAGGCAAUCUCUCAUUGGAUGGCAGGGUGGCUGACGUCAUCUGGGUGCCAGAUACAUAUCUGGCCAAUGACAAAAACUCCUUUGUGCAUGAUGUCACCGUUAAAAAUAGACUCCUGCAGCUACGCUGCGAUGGCAGCGUUAUAUACGGAAUGAGGAUUACCACUGUGGCAUCGUGUAUGAUGGACCUGCGACAGUACCCUAUGGACCAACAGAAUUGCACCUUAGAGUUGGAGAGUUACGGGUACACGCUGGCGGACUUAUCCUAUUCCUGGCAGUUUGGUGCGAAGUCGGUCAUCGGCAUGGAGAAUAUCAACAUCGCCCAGUUCACCAUCACGGAGUGGAAACUGAUCUCCCGGCUGCAGAACUUCUCCACCGGUACGUUCAACACCCGGAAGACAAAACCCGGAGGGUCGUACCCCAGACUCUCUCUGAGCUUCCUUCUGAAGAGAAACAUUGGCUACUUCAUCCUGCAGACUUAUCUCCCGUCCAUCCUACUGACCAUUCUGUCCUGGGUCUCCUUCUGGAUCAACCACGAGGCCACGUCCGCAAGAGUCGCUCUUGGCAUCACGACGGUGUUGACCAUGACCACAAUCAGCACGAGUGUCCGCCAGUCCCUGCCUCGCAUCUCCUACAUCAAGUCCAUCGACAUCUACGUGGUAACCUGCUUUGGCUUCGUCUUCUCCGCCCUGCUGGAGUACGCCUUUGUCAACUUCAACUACUGGUCCAACCACAAGCGCAAAGCCCGGGAAGCCCUCAAGAGCGUCACUGCCAACAAUAACGGGGACAGGAGCGACGACUCAAGCCUGCGGACUAGGAGGUUCCGAGAUGGCACCUACCAACAGGUUAAAAUGCAGUACAACCAGAAUAUCGGUCAACGAUUGUCACAACGGGGUACCAGCGAUGAGACUGAAGCCAUGGUAACGGAAGAGAUUCCUAUGAAUAGGCUCAACGGACUGGAAGGCGACGGCCAUGUUGUGCGGAAACCAUCCUGCACGGGCGGCAAGGUGCGUCGGCGGUCCAGCGGCACCAACUAUCGGCACACCCCGCCUUGGUUUGGCCCCGGCAGCUCUGGCCGGGCACGGAACUCGACCUUCCGGCGGCGGACGGUGCGCGUCCGCCUGCCAGCGGUCCGCAACGUCCACAUCAUAGACACCUAUGCCCGGAUCUUGUUUCCUUGUCUUUUCGUGAUUUUCAAUAUCGUCUACUGGAGUGUGUAUUUGAUGUGGCAACAACAGUGGAAAAACAAUCAGACCUGGACAGAGUGAUAAGCGGGAGGGGGAUAGGUUACCCCAUUUUUUUUCUUCCACGGACCGACAGGACGUGAACUUGAGGUUGAGAUUGCGACUGUUCACGCACAGGAUUUCAAGGGGAAACCAGAGUGGCACAUGUGUGCCAGACUCAGUGAACCCAUGACCCGACCAAGUACCCGACCAAAAUUAAUCGGGUCAAAAAAAAGAAAAUGUCAUGCAGCUACGGAGGGCUGUAAUAAAACUCGAUAGUGACCAUGAACAACAUCGUGGUGCCCAUUAUGUCUGUGAAGAUAAAAUGCUUUUAAAUUUAACUCUUCACUUUCUCUCCAGGGACUCAGAUUAUUAUGGUCAGUUGAGAAAGUGUGCCACAUCUUCUACAAAAAUGAAUGCAUUACUGACAAGUAAACAGUAAAACCAACGUAAACGCUCCUUGGAUGAUGAAUAGAAUGUAUAUGAAAGUACACAGCGAAAACACCGCUACGCCAUUAUGUUCCCCAGCGUACAUGGGUUCACAUGAAACAGUGGACACAAAAUGGCCGUACUACUCCUUCCUUUACCAACAGCUCUACUGCAGUGUAAAUGUUUGGUGAUAUUUCUGAGUGCUAUCAUUAUUUGAUGUUGACCAUUCAAGACGAACAGUGAAUAUCUUCGGGUCACAAAACAUCAACAAACGUCCAUAAAAGUCGACUCAAAAGAUAAAGAAAGUUCAAUGCGAAUUCAAUACAAUUGCCUGUCUAAAUGCAAUUUUAAGUAUAUUUGCAAUACAAAGAAUAUAAUGGUAAAAACGUGUAAAUAACUGUACUAACUAAAAAGUGACAAUACCUACAAGAUGCUACAGUCAGAUUUUAAAAUAACGAAUUUAAAAUCCCGUGCAAACCGACAGUCUUUUUAAAAAUACAAACAAGAACAAAUCAAGCAUUCGACAUAAUUUUUAGUGCUUCGAGAUUGUGGACAGUACCUUUAUACAUUUCAUUUUAAAAAGUGUGAAAUAUUACUUCCAGGUUUUGAAAACAUAAGUAGGUUUUGUAAGUAUAUACUGUCUUUAUAGUAGCUUAUACAGAAAAAUAUGUGGGAAAGUUUAUCGUACAACUGAAUUGCUUUUAAUAUCAAGGAGUUAAAACUGACGUGCGCUUCUUCAUUUCAAGUGCAUUCCUUUAAAAAUGUUGCUGUUUGAAAAGGAUUUAUGCAACUAAACAUUGUCUCUUUCGAACUUUUUUAAGGUCAUGUUCAUUGGUACAAACUAUGAAGUACAUACUUGGAUUGUCCAUUGUCUAUUGGAGAUAACACGAAUGGGAUGCGAAUCUAAAUAGUAUCAAUCUUCCGCUGGCAUUUUUAACGUUGAGAGCAAUGUGUUCAUGUUGAUUUACAUCGAUGUUGUUUUGCUUCCGUUUGCAACAAGCUGAUGUACAGUAAUUGUAAAAAAAAUAUAUAUGUCGAGACAAACAUGUUUGAAGUGACUUGUUCCCAAGACCAAGAAUCGAACGGAUCAUGAACUCCACACUAUUGAAAUUCCGUCCUUUAGAAUUAUUGCACGAAAUGGUACUUCCAACGGCGAAUGAGUUAACCAAAUGCCGUGGUCAAAAAAUGUUAAUUUCUUUACUCGAAAAUGCGCCGCUUCGAGUGAGACGAUCUCUUUUUUCCCAGUCACUGUUCAAAUAGGCCUAUGUGUUCUCCUUUCCAGGAUGUAACCCAUUUCGUAGGGCCAUAGUUUUAUGCCCUGAGGCGGGGUUUUGCUAGAUAUCACUGAGGAACACGGAAAAUGCCGCAUGGAAGAUGGUAAAAUUUUUUCAAGAACGACGAAUGUUUUGUUUCACUCAAUACAAGUAAGUAAUGCGUGAAGUACAAAGGUGUGACCAUCCAAAUUCAAUUUUGAAAAUAUUGUGCGCAACCUGCAAUUUUUCAUGUAACAAACUCAAUAUUCAUGUCAAAGUCAAACAGUUAUGGAACUUUCAUUUCCAGCGUGUUUAACAUGAAUUAAUGUACUUGCUAAAGACAUUGAUGGGAUAAAUGUGUAAAAGUGUAGCUACGUCUAAGAGCAUGAACAUUUUACUCGUGACAAAUCAACAUCUCUAUUUAUAACAACCAAAGAAAAGUUCGGGAAAAUAUCCACUAUAAACUUCCAGUGGAUUUAUUCAAUAAUUAGAUACAGUCUCCCAAACCCCGCGUUCUCCCUGUAGCGUAACCAUUUUGAAAAUUGUUAAAUAAUCAACUGACAUCAAUUUUCCUGCAAAGAAAAAACAAAACCAGAACAGAUGUACCGUGAUAUUUUCAUCACGGCAAAACCUAAUGAAAAAGACUAAAUAAUUAAAUACCACUUUUCCAAGGAGUUGCCUUCAGUGAAAACCAUAAAACGACAGUAUUUUCAAGGUUUUCAGUAAAUAGGCUGGCGGUUUGAAGAGAUAAAUAUUAGGUUUCCCGCCAAAUUUUUCGGGCAACUUUUUAAGACCGAACCGAAAACGGGUUACUUUUUCAAUAUUCUAGAGUAAUAAAGAAAUUAUUUCAAUAUUUCAAACCCGCGAUCGAAUAGAAGUCUUAAGCAUUCAAUUUAGGACUAAAGAUGAAAUGCUUUACCCUAAACCAUUGUCCUUGUUGCCGUUUUAAAUAUAAUUCAUAAUUCCUAAUUUUGAAAGCUUGGUCAUCUAUUUCUCAAAGUUGACUAAGUGACGGACGGACUGGCUGAUAUUUGGACAAAAAACUACGAUCACAUCGGACAGAGGACUUUUUUCUCUAAAUGGUUUGACAAAAUAGACGGACAGAUGGCAACGAGACCGACGGUGGGGUUGAAAUCGUAUGCCUAUACACGAGGUUUCUGUUCUCUUGCAAAGCUUCGUAAGACCCCCAAACAAUCAUUAGUGACCAAACACAGCAAUGAUUCCACAAGAUCGACAGAUGGAAGCUGGAAUCGACUUCAAUGGGCGAACGUAUUCAGAACCUAAAUGUAUUCAGAAUACUAAAACUGACGAACUUGUACGUGCCAUAGAGACAGACCAGAAGGGCUCCAUAAAGACAGACCAGAAGGGAUACAUAAAGACAGACAGCCAGACAACCCUCCCAACGAACAGACAGAUGUAGACGAAAUUGCAGACAGGUUAAAAGUGCGAAAGAGAAACACAAUA
Acanthaster planci (crown-of-thorns starfish) is the source of this 5021-nucleotide messenger RNA. RefSeq names its product gamma-aminobutyric acid receptor subunit beta-3-like. NCBI's taxonomy places the organism in Eukaryota, Metazoa, Echinodermata, Asteroidea, Valvatida, Acanthasteridae. The record is from RefSeq and is a predicted model, not a curated record.